Messenger RNA from Alternaria ventricosa, 2922 nucleotides. RefSeq lists its product as uncharacterized. The transcript is spliced from 5 exons. NCBI's taxonomy places the organism in Eukaryota, Fungi, Ascomycota, Dothideomycetes, Pleosporales, Pleosporaceae. The record is from RefSeq and is a predicted model, not a curated record. Gene Ontology annotation, biological process: DNA-templated transcription; regulation of DNA-templated transcription. Bases 1 to 2922 code for a protein of 973 amino acids. Gene Ontology annotation, cellular component: nucleus. Gene Ontology annotation, molecular function: transcription cis-regulatory region binding; zinc ion binding; DNA-binding transcription factor activity, RNA polymerase II-specific.
AUGGCACCCGCCAAAGCGCCUGCGGGCCACUUCUCGAUCCUGUACUUUGCAGCAGCCUCCACCUUCACUGGCAAGACGAGCGAACAUCUGCCUGCACCCGUCCGAGCUCGCGAUGUCUUUGCUAUGCUGGAGGAGCGGUACCCGGAUAUUCGUGACAAGGUGCUGAGCAGCUGCGCGAUGACGAUCAACAUGGAGUAUGUCGACGUUGGCGAAGAUGAUGCCGAGGACGCGAACAAGCAGAUCGUGGAAGGUGAUGAGGUUGCUAUUAUCCCACCCUUGCUCUUCUUGAUGUCAGAGAAUUUGGACCCUCGUCUCUUUUCGAGCGCCUCAGUGCCACCUUCACGGCCGCAGGUAUACGCGUCUGCACCGCAACAGCAGCAGCAAAACACCGGCCACCCAUACUACCUGCCAUCUCCAACCGCUCAAAACCAUCCCCAGCUAUCGCAGCCCGCCCCACUAGGGAACAUUCUUGAUCCCGCCCUUGCGCAGACAUCGCCGGCUGCACCAGAGCACGAUGACGACGACCACGACGACCACGACGACGCGCAUGAACACGACACGCCUGGUUCUGGCAAAUCUCCCGCCGACCUCAAGCGCCCACGAGCAUGCGAUUCAUGUCGAGGAUUAAAAGUCCGCUGCGACCAAGAGCGACCUGAUGUAUCAUGCAGACGAUGCGCAAAAGCAGGCCGACCUUGCAUCACAACACCGCCGACACGGAAGCGCCAGAAGAAGGCCGACAGUAGAGUCGCUGAGCUCGAACGCAAGAUCGAUGCAUUGACAGCUACACUACACGCGCAGAAGUCGGGAGUACCGGAAUUGAGGCACCAUGGAGGCAUACCACAACCCGACGCCAACGCCAACACGAUGCCCCUGCCGGUUGAGGGUCAAUAUCGCAUGGGAACAGUCGAACACGACUGGGCGCAGCCGCCGACGGCCAGAUACCCAGACAUACCAGCCGGCUAUGGUCCGGCACAGAGCUUGCAGAGAGGGCCCGAGCCAAAGCGUAGGAAGCUGGACAAUGCGCACGCUACGAUUCCCGAGGACAUGGAUGCUAUUCAUCGCGAUCUAGCAGAGCACCCCGAAAUGCGACGAACAAGCAAGAACAAGAUCCACGCCGACCAUUCGCACAUCAACACCCUGAUCGACAACCUCAUGACACCGGACAUUGCAGAGCGGGUUUUCCUCCGCUACGUGAACGAGAUUUGUCCACAUUUCCCAGCGGUACCUUUCCCUCCUGGUACGACAGCGCGUGAAGUCCGAGAAAAGAAGCCGCUUCUUUUUCUCGCUGUUCUCGCAGGAUCUUCGCAUGGAAGUGCAGAACAACUGGUCUCGCAAGAAGCGCAACGCGAGUUGACCAAGCUCCUCAAAGAUCAGCUUGCCGAUAUCAUUUGGCGCAACGGAGAAAAGUCGCUCGAAAUCGUUCAGGCAUUACACAUCUCUGUGCUUUGGUAUCGGCCGCCUCUCCAUUUUGAGCAGCACAACUUCUACAUGAUGGUCAAUUGCGCUGCCGUAAUGGCUCUUGACCUAGGUCUCGGACGGAAAGCAACUCCAAAUGUCAUGAAACUUUCCGUCGGUCCGUUCAAAAGGUACCAUCCCAACUCUAGCAGUGUCGAAGCCCGUCGGACAUUCCUUGUGUGUUACUAUCUCUGCAUGAGUAUCACAAUGGUUCUGCGACGACCAAUCCUGCUCCGCUGGACCAAUUACAUGGCGGAGAGUGUUCGCAUACUUGAGACCUCGCCCGAGGCAUUGCCUUCAGACAGACUGCUUUGCCAGCAGGUCAAGAUGGCCCAUAUAGGAGAAAAGAUCUCAGUGGAGUUCUGCAUGGAUGACCCUUCAGUCGAGGUCACCAUUUCCGAUCCAAAAGUCAUCUACGCUCUGAAGAUUUUUGAGAACGAGCUCAGCUCACUCAGGGAGGAGAACUCCACCUUGGGUGAAAUCGAUCCAACCCUUCGCUUGGCAGAACACGUCACAAACCUAUACCUGCAUGAAAUUGCACUGCACCAAAACCAAGGCUCUGCCGAUCUACAGCCCCCUUUCGUUUCAGAUGCGCUGUCGCCCUCUCUACCAUCUGGAGUCAAGAAAGAUGUACCUGCCGGCCCAGCACACAUAGGUGCUCUAGGUGAUUGUCUGACUGCUACACAUGGUAUCCUAGACACCAUCCUAAGUAUCGAACUUGACAUCCUGCUGACUCUGCCUGUCAUUUUCUGUGUGCGAGCCAUUUACGCGAUCGUCUGCUUAAUGAAGAUGUGGGUAUCAGUCACUAGCUCUGGCGAAGUGGGUAGUAUCAUCUGCCAAGAAGAUCUCAAGAUCGAGGCCUAUACCGAACAGCUAGUCUCCAUGUUCAAUGCCAUUGUCUCCCGCGAUGCGCAAUCGCCCCAUGGAAAGUUCUACUUCGUUGCAAAGCGCCUCCAAGAGCGGUUCGCUCACAUCAAGGAAGGUGCCGCUGGCGAGCAACAAACGGAUCCCGAAUACGAUUCUACUCGAAACAACAGUCAAACUUCACGACCCUCCACGCGCCAAUCACCCGCAAACCAAACCCCGCUUCACCUUCUCUCGGAAGUCGCAAUGGGUAGCAGCAACAAUGUCGCUUCUCAGCAGCAGCAGCAGCAGCAGCAGCAGACGCAAGCGCAGGCACAGGCGCAAUCUCGUUCUCAACAACAAGCUCAGGCCGCUCUACAGGCCCACGCGCAGCAUUCUCAGCAAGCCAUGCCAAACUGGUAUCCUAACAUGAAUGCACAGCCUACUCCAGAUAUGAUGGGUCUUGGCGCACAACAACCAUUCGAUAUCAACUUCGAUUUCACCCAAUUCGAUUUAGGCACAGGUUCGGACGCAGAUCUGUCAGCACUGUUCAUCCCGGACUCAAUGGCAAUGUGGGGUUACCCUGCCGAUCCCAACAUGCAGGGUGGUUACAACGGAUACUGA